Messenger RNA from Cadophora gregata, 726 nucleotides. RefSeq lists its product as uncharacterized. Lineage: Eukaryota; Fungi; Ascomycota; Leotiomycetes; Helotiales; Ploettnerulaceae. The transcript has a single exon. Bases 1 to 726 code for a protein of 241 amino acids. The record is from RefSeq and is a predicted model, not a curated record.
AUGUCGUCAAUCGCUGGCGAGAACGAGAUCAAGGUGGAAAUCUUUCACCUGUUCCCACACCUUAUUCCGGAACUUCGAAUACAUAUUUGGGCGCUUGCAAUAGAUGACCGAGUUGUUAAACUCCCCUAUCCCUCAUCAAUAAUACCAGGCCGCUGGUCGCCUACCCUACCGCCAGCUGUCACAAGAGCCUGUCAUGAGUCUCGAAAUCACUGCAGCUACCAGAGAUGGUCCGACUGUCCCGGCCCAAGUUAUAUCUGGGUCAAUUUUGAUCACGAUAUCAUCCAGAUAAAAAGUGAUCAACUCGGGAGGCCGAAGACUUAUCCGCUGAACGAUAUCAAGCAUCUGAGGGUUGAUUUGGUUGAUUCACGAGGAGAGGAAGACGACGAUUGGUACCACUAUAACUCGCAAGAGCUUUAUGACUUUCCUAAGCUACAAAGUGUUGAUAUUUUGGGCCCUAGAGACUUGUGCUGCUAUACUCAGUACAUUGGAGAUUUCUCCUUUGGGCACUGUCCAAAGUCAAAUGUUAGAGUCAUCACUAUGAAAACAGGAGAAUGGAUUGAUAACAAGACGGCUGGGGCGUACCAAGACUAUCUUGAUUUGGAAGCAGAACUCGGGUUUUUCACUAGGGUUGUCAACGAUCGAGAUUAUGAAGAUGAAGAGGAGAGGUUGGAGGACGUUAGGCAGCUUCAGAUACCUCUACCGCGGGUCGAUCUAAGCUAUCUUUGA